Messenger RNA from Mollisia scopiformis, 560 nucleotides. RefSeq lists its product as uncharacterized. The record is from RefSeq and is a predicted model, not a curated record. The coding region runs from base 109 to 519 and encodes 136 amino acids. The transcript has a single exon. NCBI's taxonomy places the organism in Eukaryota, Fungi, Ascomycota, Leotiomycetes, Helotiales, Mollisiaceae.
GGUACGAUCCGUCACCACAGCGUUCUUCUAUCGAGCCAUAAACGAGUGGAUGACUCCCUCUCGCCAUUAACGCAAAGACUAUGUCGUGGUGAUUUCGUAAAAUUCGUCAUGGUCCCAUAUAGGUGGAAUGUUUAUGAUUCCGAAAAUCCGGUCCUCCACAUGGCACAAGUUCUCUUGUUCCCAUACCCAAUCGGUAUCUUCCUCUACCGACAAGCUAAUGAACGAUGCGCGGGGAAAUGCGUGUCCGAAAAGGAGCAGACUUUUCUCAAUGAGGAAAGCUUGAUGCAGCUUUUGACAGAAAGCCGUGCCGUUGAGGCGUCGAGGGCCUGGAUUCAGCUCGGCUACAUUCCGAUGGGGGCAAGUAUUGGCGCACACGUGAAUAGAGAGCAUGGUACUUUCUUGUCUGUUCGUACUUCAGACCUUUCGACCUUUGCAAUGAAACAUUGUUCCGUCAGAUCGAUCGGAGGAGUCUUGGGUUGUUUCCCAUUCGAAGGUCGCGUGCUCGUACCUGAUGUCUGACGGUUUCUGGUGCAAACAUUGUGUUUUCGUCUUACGCCAAG